Molecule: messenger RNA, 4302 nt
Organism: Tupaia belangeri chinensis (Chinese tree shrew)
Lineage: Eukaryota; Metazoa; Chordata; Mammalia; Scandentia; Tupaiidae
Gene: TTC21A
Product: tetratricopeptide repeat domain 21A
Exons: 29
Coding region: 190-4134 (1314 amino acids)
Biological process (GO): protein localization to cilium; intraciliary retrograde transport
Cellular component (GO): intraciliary transport particle A
Molecular function (GO): protein binding
Source: RefSeq, a predicted model, not a curated record
UCGUCACGCGGGGCGCCUUGUUCCGCCCACCUCUGACGCCGGGCUCUUAGCAACCGGUAGGCAGCGCCGUUUCCAAGGACGCGCACCCCUCCAACUUCCGGCCGCGAGAGGCGUGCCCAGGACCCUGCCCCGGGAGCUGGGCUCCGCGAGGCCCCACCAGACGCAGAUCCGGAGCCUCCGAGGCUGGAGAUGGGCAGCGAUGACUCCUCCCUCAUGGCUGGGAUCAUUUUCUACAGUCAGGAAAGGUACUUCCGCCACGUGCAGCAGGCCGCCGCUAUGGGCCUGGAGAAAUUCAGCAAUGACCCAGUGUUGCAGUUCUUCAAAGCCUAUGGAGUCCUCAGGGAAGAACGCAUCCAGGAUGCCAUCAGUGACCUGGAAGGUAUCAGCCAUCACCCCCACGUGUCCCUGUGCUCCACCAUGGCCCUCAUUUACGCUCACAAAUCCUGUGAGACCAUUGACCAAGAAGCCCUUCAGGAGCUGGAAAGCAGUCUGAAGGAUCUACGCAAGACAGCCAGCGAGACUGCCCUGUACUAUGGUGGCCUCUUCCUCUGGCUCAUGGACCGUCACGACAAGGCCAGAGAGUACGCUGACCGCAUGCUGAAGCUCGCCAGCAGCUCCAGAGAGGGCUACGUGCUCAAAGGCUGGGUGGACCUCACCUCGGACAAGCCCCACCAUGUGAAGAAAUCCAUCAAGUACUUGGAACUAGGACUUCAGGACAACAGAGACGCGCUGGGGCUUCUGGGAAAGGCGACGUACUUAAUGAUGCAGCAGAACUUUUCGGGGGCUCUGGAGGUGGUGAACCAGAUCCUUGCAGCCUCGGGAGACUUCCUGCCAGCCUUGGUCCUGAAGAUGCGGCUGUUCUUGGCUCGACAGGACUGGGAGCAGACGGUCGAAACGGGACACAGAAUCCUAGAGAAAGAUGAAAACAGUAUCGAUGCCCGCCAGAUUCUAGCUGUGUAUGAGCUUGCGAGAGAAGGAAACAUGAGCACCGCUGCUGAUCACGUUAGGAAUCUGAUUAAGGCGCUAGAGAUGACAGAACCCCUCAAUCCGGGCCUCCAUCUUAAAAAAAUUCUUGUGGUCAGCAGACUGUGCGGGCAGCACCAGGCGGUCCUGCAGCUCGUGUGCAGCUUCAUGGAGCGCACCUUCAUGGCCACCCCCUCCUCCGCCCGCGUGGCCACGGAGCUGGGCUACCUCUUCAUCCUGCACAGCCAAGUGAAGGAGGCAUCCUCGUGGUACAUGAAGGCCAUGAAGCUGGACGAGAACAGUGUGGCGGUUCUGACAGGGGUCAUCUGGUGCCAGAUCUUACAGGGUCACCUGGAGGAGGCUGCAAACCAGCUGGAGUUCCUGAGGGAAGUACAGCAGUCCCUGGGCAAGUCCAAGGUUCUAGUUUUCCUCCAAGCCCUUCUGGCAUCCAAGAAGCACAAGGGGGAGCAGGAAGCCACGGCACUCCUGACUGAGGCGGUGGAGCUCCAUUUCUCCCACAUGCAGGGCCUGGCCCUGGGCUGCGAGUACUUUGAGAAGCUGGACCCCCUCUUCCUGGUCCUCAUUGCCAAGGAGUACUUGUUCUUCUGCCCCAAGCAGCCUCGCUUGCCGGGCCAGGUCGUGUCUCCACUGCUGAAGCAAGUCGCGGUGAUCUUGAACCCUGUGGUCAAAGCCCUGCCGGCCCUGAUCAGCCCCCUGUAUGUGAUGGCUCAGGUCAAAUAUCUCUCAGGAGAGCUGGAGAAUGCCCAGAGCACCCUGCAGCGUUGCCUGGAGCUGGACCCCACCUUCGUGGACGCCCACCUCCUCAUGGCCCAGAUCUACCUGGCUCAGGGCAACUUUGCCAUGUGUUCCCACUGUCUGGAGCUGGGGGUCAGCCACAACUUCCAGGUCCGAGAUCACCCCCUCUACCACUUUAUCAAGGCCAGGGCCCUCAGCAAGUCUGGAGACUAUGCAGAGGCCAUAAAGACACUGCAAAUGAUCACGAAAGUGCCGACUCUGAAGACAGAAGGGGGCAAGAAGUCCCGCAGGCCCUCCUUGCAGCCCAGCGAGCGGGUGUCUGUCUUACUGGAACUGGCCGACGCCCUCCGGCUGAACGGGGAGCUGCAUGAGGCCACCAAGGUCGUGCAGGAUGCCAUCAAUGAGUUUGGCGGCACGCCGGAAGAGACCCGCCUCACCCUCGCCAACGCAGACCUGGCGCUGAGCAAAGGCAACGCGGACCUGGCGCUGAGCGUGCUGAGGGGCGUCUCUCCCAAGCAGCCCUGCUACACCGAGGCCAAGGAGAAGAUGGCCAGCAUCUACCUGCAGACCCGCAAAGACACCCGUCUCUACAUCGGCUGCUACCGGGAGCUGUGUGAACACCUGCCUGGCCCCCACACCAGCCUGCUACUGGGCGAUGCGCUCAUGAACAUUCAGGAGCCCGAGAAGGCCCUGGAGGUCUACGACGAGGCCUAUAGAAAGAACCCACACGAUGCCUCCCUGGUGAGCAGGAUCGGCCAGGCUUACGUGAAGACCCACCAGUACGCCAAAGCCAUUAAUUAUUACGAAGCCGCCCAGAAGAUCAGCGGGCAGGACUUCUUGUGCUGCCACCUGGCCGAACUGCUCCUGAAGUUAAAGAAGUUCAGCAAAGCCGAGAAGGUUCUGAAGCAGGCCUUGGAUCAUGACUCCGGAGCCGAUGACAUCCCCUCCAUGACGAAUGAUGUUAAGUGCUUGCUUUUGCUGGCGAAGGUUUACAAGAGCCAUAAAAAAGAAGACGUGAUAGAGACUCUAAACAAGGCCUUGAACCUCCAGUCUCGGAUACUAAAGCGAGUCCCGUUGGAGCAACCAGAAAUGAUCCCCUCCCAGAAGCAGCUGGCAGCCUUCAUCUGCAUCCAGUUUGGAGAGCACUACCUGGAAGAGAAGGAGCACGCCAAGGCGCUGUGCUCUUACAGGGAUGCCCUCUCCUACGCGCCCACCGACAACACGGUGGUACUGGCACUGGCGAGGCUCGACCUGCUCCUGGGGCACCUGGACUUGUGCGAACAGCACUGCGCCAUCCUCCUGCAGACUGAGCAGAACCAUGAGACCGCCUCCAUGAUCAUGGCUGACCUGAUGUUUAGAAAACAGAAAUACGAAGCGGCCGUCAGUCUCUACCACCGAAUCCUGGAGAAGGCGCCGGACAACUUCGCGGUUUUGGAUAAAUUAAUUGAUCUGCUACGAAGAAGUGGCAGACUCGAAGACGCCCCUGCCUUCUUUGAACUGGCCAAGAAGACGUCCAGCCGGGUGCCUUUGGAGCCAGGGUUCAACUACUGCAGAGGCCUCUACUGCUGGCACACGGGACAGCCCAACGAAGCCCUGACGUUCCUAAACAAGGCACGCAAGGACAGCACGUGGGGCCAGAGCGCCACCUCCCACAUGGUGCAGAUCUGCCUGAACCCAGACAACGAGGUCCUGGGAGGAGGCGCUUUUGAGAGCCUGGUGGCCGAGGGCAACUUCUCCAGCAGGAAGGAGUUGGAGCAGCAUGGCGUGCGCACAGCGGAGAAGCUGCUGCGGGACUUCUACCCGCAUUCGGCCUCUGGCCAGACGCAGCUGCGCCUGCUGCAGAGCCUCUGCCUGCUGGCCACCAGGGAGAAGACGAACGUGGAGGCGGCCCUGGGCACCUUCAUCGAGAUGGCACAGGCCGAGAAGGACAGUGUCCCUGCUCUGCUGGCCAUGGCUCAGGCCUACAUGCUCCUGAAGCAGACUCCCAAGGCGCGGACACAGCUCAAGCGCCUGGCCAAGGCCCCCUGGGUGCUGGCCGACGCCGAGGACCUGGAGAGGAGCUGGCUCCUGCUGGCCGACAUCUACUGCCAGGGCGGCAAGUUCGACCUGGCCACGGAGCUGCUGCGGCGUUGCACGCAGUACAACAAGUCCUGCUGCAAGGCCUACGAGUACAUGGGCUUGAUUAUGGAGAAGGAGCAGUCCUACAAGGAUGCGGCCUCCAACUACGAGCUGGCCUGGAAGCACAGUCACCACGCCAGCCCCUCCAUCGGCUUCAAACUCGCGUUUAACUACUUGAAGGACAAGAAAUUUGUGGAGGCCAUCGAAGUCUGCCACAACGUUCUCAGGGAGCACCCCAACUACCCCAAGAUCAGAGAGGAGAUUCUGGAAAAGGCCCAAGGGUCCUUGAGGCCCUAGCUGCGGUGGAAGGUGGCCGGGCCUGCAGCAGCCAUCGACCUACACAGAGUUUUGUAGCGGGAGGGAAGUGGGUCAGAGAAGGGAUUCCAAACACGACGUCCUCUUCCUACCUCUCACACCACCUGCGCCUUAUUUUGAAUGAUGCCUCCCCUAUCCGAGGGGCUCCCU